Molecule: messenger RNA, 1882 nt
Organism: Fusarium oxysporum Fo47
Lineage: Eukaryota; Fungi; Ascomycota; Sordariomycetes; Hypocreales; Nectriaceae
Exons: 3
Coding region: 85-1641 (518 amino acids)
Source: RefSeq, a predicted model, not a curated record
AAACUUUUAUACAACAUUGUAUUUGCCCUCGGCUUCAUUUCAUUUUUCACUUUCUCUCGGCAAGAUCAACAUAAAGUCAUCACAAUGCAGGUCAAAGGCGUAAUCAUUGCUCUUCUGGGCAUCUCUGCCAUUACAGAAGCUGCUGUUGUCCAAAAACGACACCCCCUGGCUCGCGCUCUCCAACGACGACAAUUCGGCGGCGGUCGAUUUGGAGGUGGUGGCCGUGGAGGAGGCGGUGGCGGCAACAACGGUGGUCAGGGCAACAAUGGCGGAAACAACGGCGGCCAGGGCAAUAAUGGCGGCAACAAUAAUGGCGGCAACAACGGUGGUAACAACGGAGGCGGCGGUGGCGGCGGCAACACUCUGGACGCCAACGCCGUGCAAACUGGUUCGCAGCAAGAUGGCAACAACCCCGGAUCGGAUGAGCAAGCUGCCUCAGCAACGGAUAACAACAACUUCAUCAACUUCUGUGCUGGUCAGACACUUACCAAUGGAGAGCAAAACCGAGACGGCUCAUGUAACGGUAUUCCUAUGGGAAAGAUUCCUGGAGCCAACAACAUGGUUUCUUCAGUCUUCACAUCGCCUCAAAACGGUGACAACGUUGAAGCCAAUCAAGACUUUGAUAUCUCCGUGCAGUUUAUCAACUUUGCACCUGGCUCGUUCACUAAUGCAACAACCACCUACUAUUCUGCUCCUCAGGACCUCGACGGUGGUGGUAACAUCAUCGGCCAUACCCACGUCACUGUUCAGGACACUGGCGAUAGUCUGAACCCUACUCAGCCUUUGGACCCUCAGCAGUUUGCCUUCUUCAAGGGUAUCAACGAUGCUGGUAACGGCCAAGGUCUCCUCACCGCCAAGGUUGACGGCGGUCUGCCUGCCGGUAACUACCGUAUCUGCAGUAUGUCUGCCGCAUCCAACCAUCAGCCUGUCCUCAUGCCUGUUGCUCAGAGAGGAGCACAGGAUGACUGCAUCCGUAUCACCGUCGGAGGUGGCAAUGGCGGCAACAAUGGCGGCAACAACGGUGGCAACAACGGAGGUCAGGGUGGCCAGGGCGGUAACAAUGGAGGUAACAACGGAGGUCAAGCUGGUGGCCAGAACGGCGGCAACCAAGGUGGCCAAGGCGGUGAUCAAAACGGAGGUCAGGGAGGUGAUCAGAACGGAGGCCAAGGCGGUGGCCAGAACGGAGGAGACCAAGCUGCUGAUGCCGGCGGUGACCAGAAUGCUGGCGGCCAAGGUGGUGAUCAGAACGGAGGUCAAGGCGGUGGCCAGAACGGAGGAGACCAAGCUGCUGAUGCCGGUGGUGAUCAGAACGGAGGUCAAGGCGGUGGCCAGAACGGAGGAGACCAAGCUGCUGAUGCCGGUGGUGAUCAGAACGGAGGUCAGGGAGGUGAUCAGAACGGAGGCCAAGGCGGCGACCAAAACGGAGGCCAAGGCGGCGACCAAAACGGAGGUCAAGGCGGUGACCAGGGCGGCCAAGGUGGUGACCAGAAUGGCGGCGGUGGCCAGGGUGGUCAGGGUGGUCAGGGAGGUCAGGGUGGCCAAGGCGGUAACGGAGGUGGUUUCGGCCGCGGCGGCUUCGGUGGUUUCCAGGCGGCUUCAGCAGGGGGUGAGUCUGGCAACAAGACGGCCUCAGCAGCAUGAAGACUAUGACUGGUUAUCAAAGAGGGAUAGACAGAGCCAUUCGACUUGGCCGUGGCCCUGGCGGUUUUCGGUGUGAGUAUCAGUGGUGGUCCCUAAUUCGAGAAUACUAUUUCGCUCGAACAAGGACAGUAAUCAGGGUGGAGUUUGGGUGUCUGCCUAGUUAGAAUGGUUUUGGGUUUACAUACAUCUAUGGACAAUAGAUGAUGGAUGGAUAUGAGCUGGAGGUGAAUGUACGUCAAGA